GUUCGUCGUUACUCGUGACAGUGUACGGUUGUGCUUUGGCCCUAGUCUCGUGGCAGCGUCGUGCUUCUCAAGGUUCGUGAUACCCUUACCAGCUAGACGGGGAACGGGAGACACCGGGUGGGCUACACUUCCGGUCAUAUAUCUGUAGGAAUAUUGAGGAACCCGUGAAUAUUCUGACUCUUUUCUCGGACACUUCACUAACGCAGAUCGUCCCAUCACAACGGUCUUCCUGCAAAAUAGGUUAACGCCGAAGUAGUUACGCAAGGGAAGCAAGCAGGUUGCAAAAGUCGGUGGCGCCAAAAAGAGAGGAGGUCCAGUCCUUAACCUAGCACCGAGCCAAACGGGAAAUGAUGAUGAUGUCCUCGCUGCAGUCCGUGUUUCUCGUCAGUUUAUUGGUGAUUGCGGUAUUCAUCCACAAGGGUGAUGCUAUCCGUUGCUUCGAGUGCAACAGUGCGGAGGAUUUGACCUGCUCGCACGACAACCCACCGGACACGAUGUCGGUCGACUGUAACGAUCACAAGGACGGCAACAAGUACACCUUCUGCCGGAAGAUCGUCCAGAUCAUCGAGUUCCCGGUGAACAAUCUUCCUCCAGAUAACCGAGUGAUCCGUGGAUGCGGUUGGGAUGAGUCCUCGUACAAGGGCAAAUGCUACCAGCGUUCCGGAUUCGGUGGACGUCAGGAGGUGUGCGCUUGCUACGACGACAAUUGCAACGGUGCAUCCACACUGUCCGUCACCUUCGGUGUCCUGCUGUUCGGUGCAGUCGCUUUCCUGAUUCGUGCUUAAUCCAAUCAACGGUUCCACAUUCCGGCACAUAUCCAUCGCGCCGAUAUGCUUCUACCACCACACUAGUGUGUGUGUGUGUGGAGCAGAUGCUAGUUUUCUGUUUAUCUAAUUUACCUCCCGCUCGGAGGAGUCGGGGAGGCGUUCGUUCUCUUCGCCAUUUCUAUAUCGAGAUAGCACCAUAUAUUGUUCGGUGGAAAUGGUCUUCAUGCUCGAGGGAAGAACCACUCAACAGGUUAUACGGUUUAGCUUUAAGUUGCUGUUAAUCUUUCGAGGAACAUUCCAAUAUCUUGCACCUCAGACUACUGCUGGGGGAUUGUGCCCUAACUCUAAUCCCAGGGCCCUUUAUUUUCUUUAGGCAAUUUUUGAUACACACAACACACACACACCUUACAAUCUCGACGAGGUAUGACCGUUUUUGUAAAGAAACCAAUUUCUACGUUACGCUAUUUUAAGACAGAACCAGCAGCCAAGGAGGAGCUGGUCGGUUGGUUAAAAACAACGUGAUGGCCGCGUGUUCAAUAAAUCAGAGUUAGAGUUUAGAUGAUUUCCGUUAUAAAUGAAAAGAGAAACUAACACAAACACCCGAACAACAGCAAGCUUACACAAACCAAUUCAAGAUCAGAAGCAGUACAGAAGGAACACUUUAAAAUUAAAGCAGAAGUAGUAGAACAACAAAAAAAAACCGCCCGGCAAAUGCCAUCGCAGCAAAGGCUCUAGGAAAGUCGGUUAUAGCUAAAUAGGAGGAGGACGAAAAAUAAAACAAACACUAAAAGCUGCCAUAAUCGCUUCGUCGCCAUGCGCGUGCAGUGUUGCAGUAGUGCUCCCGUCUUUGGUUCGACGACGCGGUUUCGCAUUCUGCCGUGAAGGGAUCUACAGCGCCGGAUACGGAUUCGGCGGUGGUGCCUACAGCGCGUCAUUUUAACCUACCAACAAUACAAUCGGAAACGGGGCGGUGUUGUGCAGAGGCGCCAACAAAAAAAUAAAAUAAAAUACUGCAGUAAGAGCGAGCGAUUUUCGGAGAUACACAUGAAGUUCAAUAAAAUAGACGAGAGAUAAAAAAAAGAA
Molecule: messenger RNA, 1850 nt
Organism: Anopheles stephensi (Asian malaria mosquito)
Lineage: Eukaryota; Metazoa; Arthropoda; Insecta; Diptera; Culicidae
Exons: 5
Coding region: 348-785 (145 amino acids)
Biological process (GO): positive regulation of voltage-gated potassium channel activity; sleep; regulation of synaptic transmission, cholinergic
Source: RefSeq, a predicted model, not a curated record